This is a messenger RNA of Rotaria socialis, 2118 nucleotides long. The record is from the annotation of a GenBank genome assembly. NCBI's taxonomy places the organism in Eukaryota, Metazoa, Rotifera, Eurotatoria, Philodinida, Philodinidae.
AUGGAAUUUCAUUUAUUCUCAUCCAAUCAAAUUUAUCGAUCGAAUAAUAUUAAUUCUCAAGAUGAUUUUAAAAAUUAUUGGUACGAUCAUCAUCCUCAUCAAUUAAUAUUAUCGUCAACUACCAAUGAUACAUCAUGUACUUGUGAAACAUGUCUUGGUAUUCAAUUAAAUAAUCCUUGGUCAUUGCAAGAUGCAGUAGGAUAUUCAACAUCAGAAUCACAAACGGCAGCACAACUUGAAUUCACGUCUACAAACAAUUUCACGGGAUCUACACCAACUAUGGACCGAGGCGAAUGGCAUCAAACAGAAAUCACUGAAUCAAAGAAACAUGAGAAAUACUACACACCCAAUACAUUAGGAAUACAACAAAACAUUAGACUGACCACCAGUUUCGAAGAUUUAUCGAAUGAGAUUCUCUACGAAAUUUUUGAUUUUCUCGACGGCUACAAUAUAUACGAAACAUUUUCGAAGCUCAAUGCUCGUUUUGAAUGCCUCAUUACAAACUCAUCUCAUCUUCUCAAGUUCAAUUUCUCUAUUGUGUCAAAAACGACUUUUGCACAUCGUUUAGCUCAUAUCGUAAUUCCAAAUACACAUCGGAUCGUUUCACUUUCUUUAUCAAAUCCUUUUAUAAUCGAUUACUUUCUUGAUUUAUGCUCCAUCGAUUUCUCAUUCAUUCGCCUCGAAGCAUUAUCACUUCAUGGCAUUGAGUCGCAGCGACUUGUAUACCUUUUAACUACUUUAACUUCAGCACCUUGUCUUCACUCUCUAUCUCUCACAGUUCUUGAUGCGAUUUCCGAUCUCGAUUGUGUCUAUCGUCUAAUUCUACGUCGAUCUGCGUUGAAAUAUGCAAAGUUAUCUUUCGAACAAGGCGGUCAAAAUUCACUGGCGAUUCGUACCGCGAACGAACAGGAACCAACUAGUAAUAUCGAAUAUCUUAUCAUUGAUAAUUUUGUUGAUGGUGAUGACUUAAUUGCUCUUCUCUCGUAUACACCUAAACUUCGCCGUUUGUCGUGCUUUAAUGAUCUAUUCAUACGUCUCAAACAGCCUAAAUUAUCAUUCGUAUCGCCUAGCUUGACACAUGUCAAUUUGUAUACGACGGAUGAGUUCGACUACUUUGAAACAUUUCUAUUAAAUAUUUGUUUUCAUUUACAAGUGUUACGUGUCUCCCAUCACGGCAUGAUGGAUAUUUUGGACGCAAAUCGAUGGCAACAAAUGAUAGAAAAUUCGAUGUCACACUUGAAGAGGUUUGAACUCCUAAGUGACACGGACCUCGGCGAUGACGAUAGCUAUCAAGAUUAUUACCAUACUUUAAUAGAAAAAUUUACAGCGCCAUUUUGGGUUGAGCGACAAUGGUUUUUUGCGCAUCAACAUUACCGUAAAUUCGGUGUUCGUGCAAUCUUUUAUUCCAUUGGAUCCUUCAGGUGGAAUCACUACGAGCUACGAGAACUUCAGGAUAACGAUAUCUGUCCACGCAAUGAUAAUCACUUGAAUUUGGCUCGUGUGGUCACGAUCGAAGGUAAUCGUGCGGCUGCUCAUUGUUCAAUUAAAUUUCCACGUGCUACCGAAUUAGCUCUGACAUUAUGUGGUGAUGGUGAGCAUCUAUCUUCCAUUGGCGACCUCAGUCGUAUGAUACCUUUGGAGCAGCUCACUCGAAUAGGCUUUUAUUGGGAACAUGUUGGUAUUACUCACCUGCUUGAACUAUUACAUCUCACAUCCAAUGUUCAUUCGUUAUCGCUAUUAUCAGAUCAAUGGUUUGGUGGUAUCGGGAGGAACUUUGUUACAGAACACAAUAUAAUUGGUAACAACAAGAUCAGAAAAGUGUCCGUUGACACCGAAGAUCUUGACCUGACACUGGAAGAAAUUCAACUACUCAUGAGAAUGUGCCCAUGUGUGCAAUAUCUUGACUUAAGAAUUGAAAAAGAACAAUGUGUAUCAAUUGUUGAGUUUCUUCUGUUAAGAAAUGCUGCCAAUAACAAUCAUAUUCCUAUCACGUUGAUGAGCUUCCGACCAGUUUUUUAUGAAAUGGAUCAAGAAGUACGAUCAAUGAUAGAUCGUGAUCAGCGUUUCUGCAACUAUUCCAUCAAAAAUGAUCGCAGAAAAAUGUACUUGUGGUGUUAA